Molecule: messenger RNA, 291 nt
Organism: Schistosoma bovis
Lineage: Eukaryota; Metazoa; Platyhelminthes; Trematoda; Strigeidida; Schistosomatidae
Source: the annotation of a GenBank genome assembly
AUGAAACUCAUCUUAUUAUUUGUACUAACUAUUUUGUUACUGUUCAAUGUAACUGAAUCCAAAUCUAGUCAACAGGAACUAAUUAUUGAAAGUGUCAAAUUAUGGAAUUCAAUUAAAGAACUUUGGAAGAAGUUUGAACAUAAGUGUCAAGAGAAAAUUCGAAAAUAUCUUGAGGAAGAUGAUUUAGGUGAAAAAAUAGCCGCUGUUUUAAAAAUUUAUGUCAAGCGUUUCAACAGGCGUUUAGAUAUGCGUUUAUCAGCAGACACAAGAAUAAACAUUUAUCAUAGCUAA